AUGGUCUCCGCUAUCUUCUAUUUAUCAUUCGUGUUUACUAUUGUUUCCUUGGUUACUUGUACGUCAUGUAUGCUUGUUGAGUCACUAGUGACAAGCAGGAAAAACGUGUUUUUAAAGGGACGUGUUGUGCAACGUCAACUGACUAAUAGUCAGUUAUCGUGUGCUCAUCUUUGUGCAAGAAUAAACGGAUGCACGUCUUUUAAUUACAACCUCGAGUCGAACAUUAAAGGACUUUGUGAAUUGUUGAAUGGUUCCAAUGAAGCAUUUGAUCACAGCCUCACAGAGGGAGAGGGGUGGAUAUUCGGACAAGUUGUUUCGUCUCAGAAAAAGUCUGAGGAGCAAAAAAGUACGCCCGGUAAGAGUACAAUGAAUAACAAGAAGAUUACUAAGUAACAUUCUUAAACACUUAUGUGAUGAGGAAUAGCAGAAAGUUCCGCUUAGCCAGCACAUUAUUUUUAUUAUCAAAGUAGUAAGGUUGCGGAAAUAAUCCAGGUUGCCCGUAUUUUCGCACCAUCGUAUUUACGUAGCCUCUUCCAUAUGGACACCCUCAUGUGUAUUAUAGCUUGGCUCAAACGCAUGUAAAGCCAUUUCUCUCAUCUUUGUGAAACCUGGAAAGCAGUUUCCUAUUGACGCUUGCAUCCAUUUGAUUAACUUUUCUUUUUCAGUCUAAGUCAUGUGACUUACACUCGCCUUGUAACAGUCAAAAGGUUUGACCAAACACAAACUUAUGCAGAUUAGUCUCAGGGUUAUUCUUAGCGACAUACUUUUAAUCACUUUUGACAAUUACAUCGACACUUAUCAUGAGUUUCAGCAUCAGCAUAUAUUAAAUAUAUAUAAUACACAUAUACUGUGGAACCUCGAUAUAACGAAGUCCUCGGUAUAAGGAACGAUUUUCUUUGUCCCAGAAAUAGUAAAAUAUGUGAAAAAGAACCUCGAUGUAACGAAACCUCGUUAUAGCGAACGGAUUUUGCCAGUCUCUUGGCACUUCGUUAUAUCGAGGUUGUCCUUGCCCUUUUCUAUUCCAUAUUUGAAAAUUUUCCUGUUUCAUGAAGACCCAAUCAACAGUUUAAUUUCAUUAUUUUUUUCUACUCAUCCUGUUACAUUCUUAUCACACAUGUGAUCACGCUUUUUAGAUAUUAACGUACACGUGACCUUUACUUCUCUUGAUGCCAAUGGCCGCGAAGGUCCCAACAAUACAUCCGGGUACAAGGGAUCACAACUGGAGGGCAAAGUUCAACUUGUGGCUGGAAUCCAAACAUGGAGUGUCCCAGUAACAGGACUCUAUAGUAUAACAGCCUGGGGAGCUUCAGGGGGAAAUGGUACUGGGGCAAGUCCUAGGCUCGGAGGAAGAGGUGCGAGGAUUAAAGGACAUUUUAAACUGAACGCAGGAGAGAGGUUAAAAAUACUCGUAGGACAAAAAGGGAAAUGCCCAAGUCCCCUCUCUCAAGACUCACCAGGGGGUGGCGGUGGUGGAACAUUCGUAACCAACGGAAAUGGUUCACCACUUGUUGUCGCCGGGGGUGGUGGUGGUGGCGCUAAAUUUGAAUCUUUCAAUACUUCACUGAACGGAGACCCUGGCCAAGUAACAGAGAAUGGAACUAGACAUGGGGGGUACGGAGGACAAGGAGGCAGCCGGUGCCCAAACUCAUCCCAAAUUGAGGGUUCCGGGGGAGGCGGUUAUCGAGGAGAUGGUGAGCGGUCCGGUACAUGCACUGGAGGGCAGAGUUAUUUACAUGGGGGAAACGGGGGAAGCAGCUUCCCAGGAAUUGCUAAUGGUGGAUUUGGUGGUGGGGGAGCAAGCACUUCGCAUCCAGGAGGUGGAGGCGGAUAUUCCGGUGGGGGAAUAGAAAGUAAAGAGCACGAAGUGACGGUCGCCGGAGGUGGAGGCUCGUAUAACGGCGGCAUAAUGCAAGAGAAUACCGGAGGAGUACAGCAGGGAGAUGGGAAAGUAGACAUUAAGUUAAUCAAAUAAAGUUAAACUGGUAUUGACGCCACUUUUACAACACGCAUUUGACUAUUACUAUCAGAGACAAGAACAGGAAAAACUUAGCAGUUGUUUAUGUCGAUGGAGGAGUGUUGAGGCGUAGCAUGCGUUUUAUGAAAAAACCUGAACUGUAUCAUUAUCCAGAGCCGGGCAUAUAAAAAGUCCAAUGUAAUAAAUUUGGUUAAAUACAAGGUUACCAUAAAGUUGUUUGUUAUCGGAUAAUUCUUAUUCCAAUUCAGAGCGAGGAUGCCUUUUCGAUCAAGUCUCCCGAUUUUUAUUUGCACAAGUUCUCUCCGAGAGGCCGUUUAGCGUUUGCUUGAACCAUCCCUAAGUAAACCUUACGAAAAAAGAGGAGCACAAAUCAAACAUUGGAUUUGUAUUAUUCAGAAAUUGAAAAUUUUACAAAAUAAACCUAAUUAAAAAUAGACUAUAGACUGAAUUUACACCUAAUUCAAACGAGACACUCUAUGACAAAUCUUUUCAUCAUAUGUCUCUUUACUCUUAAAAAAAUCGCGACAAGAUUUCAUAGGACUUACUAAUGAACUUCUUGUUGCUAGGUAGCAAACACUUCAAAAUGUAUGUUAUUUACCCAAAGCAUAAGAAAUAAUUCACUUUAAAAACCUUCAAACAAUGAUAUUUUAUUUGAAACCGGAACAACUCUUAAUAAAACAUAAUGAUACGUGACACAAGUCCAAUUCCGAAAAGAACCUAUUUUGUAUGUUGUCUAUCUAUUUACAUUCAAUUUCAUUUUAAAAGAUUUUGUGGUUAAUAGUUUUAAGUUAAUACUUUCUUAGCACAAAAGAGACGCAAUGUAUAACUUCUUCGCCUUAGCAGUUGUUGUUUUAUAUUUGCGGCGGGGAGUCGGGCAAACCAUUCAUCGGCGAGCGGCUCUGUUCAACACACUGGAAAAUUUCAGGGUCAUUAACGGUGAUUUGAUUAAACGACAAAGAAGCCAGAGUUUGGGAACGUGCACACAGCAGUGCUUAUCUGAACCUUCAUGUGCAUCUUUUAAUUUCGGUUCGUCUUCGGAUAGUCGUGGAUUUUGUGAGCUGUAUAAAGAUGGUGGAGACGUAACACUGAGUGCAAAACCAGGAUGGCUUUGUGGAAAACUACUGGACAAACGACAAUUCGUUAAGCGUAAGUUUUAAUUAAGGAUUUCAUUACUUGCUAAAAGUGUUGGUAAAUACAUCUAACAUAUCAUACCGAUCACUCGGGUAAAGUUUUAUUCACUUUCUUCACAAAGGACAAUAUUACUGAAAUUUUUUCGUAAUUCUUUGAUUUCCAAGGGAUCCUGUUUCGCGGCCCUUAAUCCGUCUAUUCACUGGCCGGUAUGGAUUCAAUACACACCCUAGCCUGAAUUUCAUCCGAUUACUUCGAGUCGUUAUUACUCCCUCAUCAGUUACUGAUCGUGAGGGAGUAAUAACGACUCGAAGUAAUCGGAUGAAAUUCAGGCUAUGUAUACACACCUGUGUGAAGAGAACUAUCAGGGUGGAUUUCCACUUUAGCAUAACUUUUACGUGCGUACUCACGUACGUAAAAGACGUAUAAGGCUGGGAACGAGGCUGAGUCUAACCUCACCUUAUAAGGACAUCUCUCUAUUAAGGGGAGUACUAUUCGUCCCGGAAAAGCCAAAGCUGAUAUCAGUUCUGAUGCCUUUAUUCUGACACCUCUAUAAUGUAACCGCGCAUGUUUGUGCCUUAUUCCCUUUGGCGCCUGCAUUAAUAAUGUUUGAGACAAUCUUUUUUCAGGGGCACCCAACGUGAAUUUACGGAAAAUACAGUUUUCGGAAGACGAUUUGAGAUCCAGAAUUUUCGGAACAUUUUGUGUAAAAUUUCUUGCUUGCCUGCCUCUCCUAGGAUUUUCGAACAUCUAAAAAAUGGUAAAACUGCUCAUUUUUAACGGAUUUUUACCCUACAAAUGUCGCCUAGAAUUUUCGAGAGCCUUUUUUCUGGCUGGAAUUUUCGAAAAGGUAAGGUUUGAUCCCCAAAAUUUUCGGAUCACUAGACUUUCAGCUAGGAAAUCCGAACAGAUGAAAAAUCUUAAGGGGAUAAAAAUAUGCCCAUAUCUACCGUUUAAAUACUAAAAUAAGUUUAACAAUGCUAUGUUUAAGUGGUUUUGAACUAUAUUCUCGUUGGGUGCCCCUGUUUUUUGUUGUAGCACCAGCUGAAUGCAAGACUUGGCGAACCAAAGAUGGCGGAUGUUGUGUUUUCCCGUUCUUUUACCAAGGGAAGCUCCACGAUACGUGCAUUUUUGAUGGUCAGUUAUGGUGUUCUGUCACAGAUAACUACGAUACUGACCGGAUGAGAGGUACUUGCCAAGGUGAGAUCUAUCGAAAACUAAAGUUAACAGUAAAUAUCGUGGUUCUGUUCACUACACCCAGUAGCUAGUUGAGAGCAUGUGACUUAAUUAUUGCACCAAACCGCUAUAGGUUCUACAGGUUUAGGAGAAUGAUACCAUGGCUGAUCAUGAUAAUGACUAGUGCAUGAAGGGUGCAUGCAGCAACCUCAAACCAAAUUAACUAGACAGAAAAACUGAAAAACCGUCGGGCUUUUUCUCAAACCUAUUUUCAUGGCAAGUAGUGCAGGCGUGAGAUUCUCGGGCGCUUGCUAGCCUCACACGCCCCUAUUCAAGUCACACUCACUCUUCGUUUUCAGCAUCGCUUGACUGCUCGCGUUCUUGACAUGUGCAAAAAUGUGGGCUGUUGGCUACUGUGCAAAGAGCCGUGAGGCACGCAAGCGCUAAGUAAAAGCCGUGAAUCCGAAACCAAGAGCCAGAAAGUGCAAAUUGCUAAACGUGAAAAACACCUUACCCUUCCCAAAAAGAGCACCAGAUGUUUUUUACCUGGUUACAGAAAGUAUCACUAGUAUUUGAUGCAGCCAGUAUAAACUCAGAAUUUUCUCCUAGCCAAGAAAGGAAAUAUCGAGGGACUCAUGUCGAUUUGUUUCUCUAGGGAACAAGUAUGCAUUGUACCGUUCGAGUUCUAACUUUUUUCGCUGAAAAGUAAUUUCUUAUUUUCGAAAAAUCAUCUUGCUUACGGACCACUUAACAAAUAUUUAUUGUCAGACUUCAACUUCACGUUUACCACGCUGGGUGCCCAGGGAGAGACAGGACCGUCGAACACUUCUGGAUAUCAGGGAACAACACUUGAGCACAAAGUCACGCUGCAAAAGGGUAUCCAAAUAUGGAAGGUGCCCUUGAACGGAACUUACGCCAUAGAGGCCUGGGGAGCAUCAGGUGCUGAUGGCAGGCAAAAAGUCGAUCUAGUUUCCUCUACAAGAGCAGGCGGCAAGGGAGCUUACAUGAAGGGGUGCUUUAAUCUCACUCAAGGAACGUCUGUCAAAAUUCUUAUCGGGCAAAGGGGGAGUACUGGAACAAUCGGUUCUCCAUCAUUUGGGGGAGGUGGAGGUGGAACAUUUGUUGUUCUUCAUCCCGGUAAUCCUUUGAUUAUUGCAGGCGGUGGGGGUGGUGGUGGUGCACCGAAGAGUGGGUACGAUGUAGGGGACCCAGGGCAGAUUACAGAAAAAGGAUCACAGAGUGGCGGUUCUAAUGGAACAGGUGGAAUCCUCCUUGUGGAGAGUGCCCCAUCAGAAAACCUCGACGCCGGAGCGGGAGGCGGUUUAAACACUGACGGAGAAUCCGGAAGAAACGCCAAAGGAGGUUUAAGCUUUAUCAAAGGGGGUCUGGGGGGAAAUUCAAUGAAUGGAGCAAAUGGUGGAUUUGGGGGUGGGGGUGGAGGUUUUCUAUUCCCCGGUGCGGGGGGUGGGUAUUCAGGUGGGAGUGUCAAGAAAAAAUCUGGUGUCACCAUUGCCGGAGGGGGAGGGUCACUUAACAGAGGGAAUAACCAGGAAAAGACAAAGGACGUAAAUAGACACGAUGGAAAGGUAGUCAUCGCACUUGUUGAUCCUGAACAAUAG
Messenger RNA from Porites evermanni, 5898 nucleotides. The record is from the annotation of a GenBank genome assembly. NCBI's taxonomy places the organism in Eukaryota, Metazoa, Cnidaria, Anthozoa, Scleractinia, Poritidae.